Molecule: messenger RNA, 3486 nt
Organism: Hansenula ciferrii
Lineage: Eukaryota; Fungi; Ascomycota; Saccharomycetes; Phaffomycetales; Wickerhamomycetaceae
Gene: SEC12
Product: Sar family guanine nucleotide exchange factor SEC12
Exons: 1
Coding region: 1-3486 (1161 amino acids)
Biological process (GO): protein secretion
Cellular component (GO): endoplasmic reticulum membrane
Molecular function (GO): guanyl-nucleotide exchange factor activity; GTPase activator activity; protein binding
Source: RefSeq, a predicted model, not a curated record
AUGGUCAAAUUCAAUACCGCUGUUUAUGACAUUGGUUAUCCCAUAUAUGGUGCUAAAUUUCUUAAUGAUCAAACUUUAUUAGUUACAGGUGGUGGUGGUGAAGGUAAUAAUGAAAUAUCAAAUAGAUUAACUGCAUUAACAAUAAAUUUAAACAAAUUGAAAAAACCUAUAAAGAAAUUUAGAGAAUUGAAAUUAAAUGAUGAAAAUGAUGCACCAAGUUGUUUGGAUUCAAAUAAUAAUGUUAUAUUAUUAGGUUGUAAUGAAGCAACUUCAACAAUUCAAUCAAAUGGACAAAAUAAUAAUUUACAAAAAUUUAUUUAUAUUAAAGAUCAUUUAAAAUUUAUUACAUCUACUUCUUUGGAACAAGGACAAACUAAUCCCUCUAUUUAUCAAAAAUUUAUAAAUAUUUCUUCAAAUGGUUCAAUUGCUGCUAUUGCGUCAAGUUCAAUCCCAACUAUAAUUCAUAUCUUGGAUCCAGUUAAUCUUUUUGAAAAAUAUGAAAUUGAAACAAAUAAUGAAGUUAAAGAUCUUGAUAUAAGUCCUGAUGGUAAAAAUUUAACUUAUAUCACCAAGACAAAUACCAUUGAAAUCAUUUCUAUAAUCACAGGAAAAUCUUUAUUACGUCGUAUUGAUUUUGAUUUAAAUAUAAAUUUAAAUAAAGUUAAAUUCAUAAAUAAUGAUCAUGUCUUAUUAGGUGUCUCUUUUAAAAAUGAAAUUGGUAUUGGUUUAAUAAAAUUAAGUUUAAAUGGGAAACUGAAAACUAUAAAACAAAAUCUUCAAAUUUCCAAAAAGAUAAAAUCAAUAAAUUCAAUUGAUAUUAAUUCUAAAAAUGGUGUUAUUUCAAUAGCAGGUAAUGAAAAUUCAAUAAUUUUAUUUAAAUUACAAUCAUUAAAAAAAAUUAAAAUUUUCAAUAAUGUUCAUCUUUUAUCAAUUUCAAAAUUAACAUCAUCACCAAAUGGGAAAUUUUUAGCUUCGGUUUCUGUAUCAAAUACAAUAAAUAUUAUUGAAAUUCCAGAUCAACUGGGUGUGGAGACUCAUUAUAUCUAUUAUUUCUUCUUGAGAUCUUUCCAAAUUUUGGUUUUUGCAUUAUUGGUUAAAUUUGGUUUAUGGUGGUAUGAACAUAGAGACCAGGGGAAUUCUGUUGAUUUUAGUGAAUAUUUUACAUUGAAUCAAAGAUCUAUAACUUCAGGACCUACUUUGACUGAAGAUCUGGGUAUUGAAUCAACUUUAACACCAGAGUCAACUAUUACAACUGAUUUAAUUACAAGAACUACUGAUUUAGUUUCAACAACUGAUAUUGUGGAUGAAAGACAAGUUGAAAAUGAUAAUUUGGAAAAUUCUGAUGUUGAAUCAAGUCAAGAUGAUGUUAAAACUUUAAUUGAAGAAAUUAAUAAAGAUCCAAUUAGUAAUAUUGAAGAAGUUAUUAAAACUUUAACAACAUCAACACCUUCAAUUGAAACUCCAUUGGAAACACCAGCUGAAACAUCAACUGAAACAUCAAUUGAAACACCAUUGGAAACAUCAUCACCAUAUUCCAUUGAGACUCCAUUAACCACAUCUUUAUCUUCAUCUGAAUACACACCAACAAUUGAAUCAACAUCGUUCCCUCAAAUCAAAACUGAAAAUCAACAAUUUAAAGAUGCAAUCCCAUUAGAAAAUCAAUAUAAAUCAUUUGAAAUAAAUCCAACAAUUUCAAAACCUGUUGAUGAAACAAGUUCAAUAACACAAUUAAACGGGUCAGACUCAUCAGACUCAUCAGAUUCAAAUAAAACUUCAUCAACUUCAAUUGGGAAAAAGAAGAAGAAAUCUAAAUCUAAAAAAUCUAAAAAAAGAAAGACUAGAAAGAAUAAACUUUUAACUUUAUUGAACUCAACUGAAACUUAUGAACCAAGCUCUGAAAUUGGUUCAAUUGAGAAAUCAAUUCCAAUUGAAACUAGUAUUUUGACUGAAACUGAGACUCAGACCGAGAAGGAAUUAGAAACAAAAACUAAAACUCAAACUGAAACAGAGAAAGAGUUGGAAACAGAAACUGUUAUUGAUCCAGAGAUUGAAAAUUUAACUUCAAAAUUAGCCUCAAAAUUAAAUGAUUUUUCAAGUUCAAAACAUUUACAUAAAGAUGAAGAAAUUACAACUACCACCGAUGAGGUUAUUAAUACAGAGAUUGAAAUAUCAACUAGUACAGAAGCAGACCCUGCUGAAACAGAAUUGAAAGUUAGAGAUGUUGAAGAAGAAUCAGAUUCAAAUGAUUCAAGUGAUUCAAACUCAUCAGAUUCAGAAUCAGAAAGUGAAACAUCAUCAGAUUCAGAAUCAGAUUCAGAACCAGAUACAGAAUCAACAUCAUUAACCAACUCAUCAGAAUCCACAACAAAAGAUAAAGUCCCAUCAGAAUCAAAAGUUGCAGGAACAUCACCAUUAGAAAUUGAAAUAACAACACCAACAGGCACAUUAACUCAAACUUCAUUUGAAAUUCAAGAAUCAAAUACUUUAAAUUCUUCAAAUUUACAAGAUGAUGAAUUAGAAGAUGUUUCUAAAGUUGCUAAACCUGCACCAGUUAUUGAAACUGAUGAAUCAACCCCAGAAACACCAGUUGCAGAAGAUGUUGAAACUGAGGUAGUUAUGAGUGCUGAUGAAGCGGAUGAUGAAGAGUCAAGCGAUGAAGAAUUGGAAACAAAUGUUGAAAAUGAAAUUAAAGCCAAGGAAACUUCUGAUUUAGAAAUCCCAGUUGAUGAUGAAGUUAAAACUGAUUUUGAUGAAGAUAAGAAUGAAGAUGAAUCUGAAGUUGUUGGUGAAGAACCGGAUGUUGAAGAUGUUGAAAAAGUUGAAGAUUCUGAAGUUCAAGAAGAUGCUUUAGAAUCUAAAGUUCAAGAAGAAGAAGAAUCAGAAGCAGAAGAGUCAAGUGAUGAUAAUGAUGAGGAAUCAGAAUCAGAAUCAGAAUCAGAGGAAAUUAAUGAUGAAAUAACCGAAUCUAAAGAAUUUGAAACCUUGAAUGCUACCAAAUCCCCAAAAGAAACAAGCCAAGUUGAAAUUGAAAAAAAUGAAUUAGAAGAAGACGAGGAAAAACAGAUCAUUGGUGAUGUUGAAGAGGAAGAGGAAUCAGAUUCAGGAUCAAGUGAAGAAUCAGAAUUAGAUUCAGAAUCAGAUUCAGAAUCAAGUGAAGAUGAAGAAGAAGCGAGUGAAGAAGAAAAUAAAGAAUCUUCAUCAAAUUUGAAAUCAAAGACAGAAUCCGAUGAAGAUGAAGAAUACAUCACUGCUGAUGAAGAUGAAUCCAUUGAUUUAAAUUCAGAUGAAGAACAAGAAGGCGAUCUAGAUUCAGACCAAGAUUCAAAACCAGAAGAUGAACAAGACUCAGAACCAGAAGAAUCAGAAGAUGAAGCAGAAGAACAAGAUUCAGAAGACUCAGAAGAAGAAGAAGAAUCAGAUUCAGAACCAGAAGAACUAGAAGAAGAUAAAAAAACUGAAUCAAUAAUUAAUCAUGAUGAAUUAUGA